This is a messenger RNA of Penicillium maclennaniae, 11649 nucleotides long. RefSeq lists its product as uncharacterized. Gene Ontology annotation, biological process: fatty acid biosynthetic process; secondary metabolite biosynthetic process. The coding region runs from base 1 to 11649 and encodes 3882 amino acids. The transcript is spliced from 12 exons. Gene Ontology annotation, molecular function: 3-oxoacyl-[acyl-carrier-protein] synthase activity; fatty acid synthase activity; phosphopantetheine binding. The record is from RefSeq and is a predicted model, not a curated record. NCBI's taxonomy places the organism in Eukaryota, Fungi, Ascomycota, Eurotiomycetes, Eurotiales, Aspergillaceae.
AUGACCGACGAUCAGCGACUUGGCGCCGAGCUCAUCGCCAUCGUGGGCAGCGCAUGCCGAUUUCCAGGAGAUGCAACUUCACCCGCCAAGCUCUGGGACCUGCUCAGGGAACCUCGAGAUGUAUUGACGGAGAUACCCGAAAGUCGAUUCAAUCACAAAGCAUUCUACCAUCCAGAUGGCUCACACCAUGGAACCAGCAACGUCCGUCAUUCCUAUUUGUUGUCCGAUGAUCACCGUUUAUUCGACGCGCAAUUCUUCGGAACCAAACCGAUCGAAGCAAAUUCAAUCGAUCCCCAGCAAAGACUUCUGUUGGAGACGGUCUAUGAGGGAUUGGAAUCUGCCGGCAUCCCCAUGGAGCGACUUCAAGGAUCCGACACGGGCGUGUUUGUUGGACUAAUGACAAAUGACUAUGCGGAUCUCUUAGGCAGAGAUAUUCAGAACUUCCCAACAUACUUUGCGUCUGGCACGGCAAGAAGUAUCCUGUCAAACCGUGUUUCCUAUUUCUUCGACUGGCAUGGGCCGUCUAUGACGAUUGAUACAGCUUGCUCCUCCAGUCUGAUUGCGAUGCAUCAAGCUGUGCUAAGUCUGCGAAAUGGUGAAAGCAAGGUGGCCGUGGCAGCAGGCACUAAUUUGCUACUGGGACCCGAGCAGUACGACGCAGAUGGGUACGCUCGUGGUGAAGGUAUUGCUGCUGUCAUCCUGAAACCUCUGAGCGCAGCACUUGCCGAUGGGGAUCAAAUCGAAUGUCUCAUUCGUGAGACUGGGAUCAACCAGGACGGGCGCACCAAGGGCAUCACCAUGCCGAGUCCAAGUGCUCAAGCAGAUCUCAUUCGGGCAACUUAUAGUAGAGCAGGACUGGAUUUGGCCAAUCCGAGAGAUCGUCCGCAAUAUUUUGAGGCCCAUGGCACCGGAACUCCUGCCGGCGACCCAGUCGAGGCUCAAGCUAUCAGCAAUGCUUUCUUCGGACCAGCAGCCAAUUAUCGACGGGCCAGUCAAGAAACGCCCUUCAUGCCAUCAUUCCCCCCCAAUCUUCUUCUGAAAGAACUUAAUCCAUCGGUGCGACCAUUUUACAAUGAUCUCUUGAUUGCAGAAUCCGCAGAGAAAUGGCCAGCCCUGCCAAGCCAGACACCACGUCGAGCUAGUGUCAACAGCUUUGGAUUCGGAGGAGCCAACGCCCAUGCGAUCUUGGAAGCCUAUGAAGAUUUGCUCACCAUUCAUCUUUAUGAAGAUGAGAAAAUUAUGCUAAUCCCUUUCAACUUUUCUGCCUCCACCGAAAAGUCGCUCCUCACGACUCUCGGGGCAUAUUCAGCAUACCUCAAAGCCCAAGGCAAUGUCAAUCUCUACGACCUAUCAUGGACUUUGAACAGUCGCCGCUCUACAUUGCCUUUCCGAGUAUCAAUAUUCGCCUCUAGUCUCGCCGAGCUGACGACAAGACUGGACAAAGCGGCUAGUUCACCUUCGGAGCUCACGCCAGGAACGCAAACGAGGAGUAUCAGAAAGCCCAAGCUACUUGGCAUCUUCACUGGCCAGGGUGCUCAAUGGGCCCGAAUGGGAGCUGAGCUGCUGGAAAACUCUCCGUUAGCCGCUAAGUGUAUCGCCCGUCUUGAUUUGUCCCUUCAAGCACUCCCGGAAGAUGAUCGUCCCUCAUGGUCCCUGAAGGAUGAAAUCCUCAAGAAUUUAGACUCUUCUCGUAUUGGCGAAGCUCUCUUCUCGCAAACACUUUGUACUGCAGUACAGAUCAUGCUCGUCGACCUUUUGCGUGUGGCAGGCAUUUCCUUCACGGCUGUCGUUGGUCAUUCAUCCGGGGAGAUUGCAGCGGCCUAUGCUGCUGGUUAUUUUUCUGCUGAGGAUGCUAUCAGGAUAGCGUAUUACCGAGGGUGGUCACUGCAGAAUGCACCAGACCGUGCUGGGGUCAAGGGCGCAAUGAUGGCAGUCGGAACAUCUCUUGAGGACGCCAAAGAACUUUGCAAUAUGCCGACACUGGAGGGUCGAAUAUGCGUUGCUGCCAGCAAUUCUCCUGCAAGUGUUACGCUUUCUGGUGAUGCUGACGCUAUUGAGGAAGCCAAGACGAUCUUUGAGGACGAGAAGAAGUUUAGGCGCUUGCUGAAAGUGGAUAAAGCGUACCACUCCCACCAUAUGAUUCCCUGUGCCUCUCCGUACAUCGAAGCCAUACAAAAAUGUGGUAUCAUGAUCCAGAGCCGGUCUGCGAGCAAGGCUCAAUGGUUCUCCAGUGUUUACAGCAAGAACAUCGAUGACGUUCAUGACAGCCUGACUGACACUUAUUGGAGCAACAACAUGAUCAAUCCUGUGAUGUUUUCCCAGGCUGUGAGCUUUGCUGUUGCUGCCGCCGGGCCCUUCGACUUUGCUUUGGAAGUGGGACCUCACCCAGCGCUGAAAGGGCCUGCUUUGCAAACAAUCCAGGAAAUAUCCGGCACUAUGCCUCCUUACUCCGGAAUGCUGAGUCGAGGUAAAAGCGACAUCGAGACGUUUGCGUCUGCACUUGGCGCUUUGUGGAUUUCACUCGGCGAGGAUGCCGUUAACUUUGAAGCCUUUGAGAGCCAAGCGUCGCUGCAUACUCGCAAGCCGAGACUUUUGAAAGGGCUUCCCGCUUACUCGUGGGACCAUGAUCGCAUCUAUUGGCAUGAGUCUCGGAUCUCAAGUACCUUCAGAGCUGGAAAUAGCAAUUUUCACCCUCUCUUGGGUGUUAAAUGUCCCGAUGGAACAGACAAAGAGCUGCGUUGGAGAAAUUAUUUAAACCCACGUGAAAUUCCAUGGCUUAUGGGUCAUCAAGUGCAAGGUCAAAUGGUUUUCCCUGCUGCAGGAUACGUUUCCGCAGCGACAGAAAUGGUAGUAGACCGAUACGGGCUGGAUUCGAUUAACCUGAUUGAUUUCCAAGAUGUGAUAAUUGGUCAAGCUUUGGUCUUGGAAGAAGACACAGGAGUUGAAAUUAUCUUUGCUCUCACGAUCACUCAGAAUAACAGCAACACUUUGAUGGGGUCAUUCAAUUGCUACUCCGAUGCCAACAAAGGAUCAUCUUCAUUGUCUCUCCAUGCGUCCGCCCAGGUUCAUAUUCUUCUCGGUGUACCAGCACACGAUGCACUGCCACCACCCACCAGAGACCUUCAUUCAUUUUUGGAACUCGACGCUGAGCGAUUCUAUAACUCCGUGACAGAGCUCGGAUUUGGCUACACCGGGCCUUUUCAGGCACUUUCUGGGCUCAGCAGAAAAAUGGACGAAGCUGCUGGUAUGAUUGCCGUACCAACCAAUGACAGUGCUGAGGCUGCUUUGAUCAUCCAUCCGGCUUCUUUGGAUGCUGCCAUCCAGUCCGUCAUGCUGGCUUAUUCUUUCCCUGGUGACGGACGCUUACGCAGUCUGUUCCUGCCUACUAAAAUUAAUCGCAUCCGAAUCAACCCAUCCAGCUGCGUCGCAUUCGCUCGACCAGAUACAAACGUUCGGUUCUACUCCGCAGUUGCGAGCACCAAAUUUGCAAGGCUGUCUGGUGAUGUGAACAUGUACUCUGCAGAUGGACGCUACACAAUGGUCCAGCUUCAAGGGCUCAAUACAACUCCGCUAACUCCUCUGUCAUCUGCGACCGAUGUAACAAUGUUCACCGAACUUACAUGGGCCUAUGAGGAGCCUACUGGAAGAAACAUGUACUCUGACGAUUGGUUCAAAGAGGACCUUUCGCAAUCUCUGGAUCUUGAGCGUGUUGCACAUUUCUAUCUGAGGAAACUACAUUGUUCCUUCCAGCAGACGGAUCAUUCGACAAUUGCAUGGCACCACCAACACCUUCUUACGUACGCAAAUCACUGCGUUUCACUUGUCGCCUCUGGAAAUCACCCAUUCGCACGACCUGAAUGGGCUCAUGAUACCAAAGAAACGAUUUCGGAGAUUCUGAAAAGACAGCAAGAUAGCAUUGAUGUCAAGUCCAUGGCAGCUGUUGGCGACAUUCUGCCUUCUGUUGUCCGAGGGCACAAAACCCUCCUUGAUAUUUUGAUGAAGGACAACCUACUCUCGGACUUUUAUUCCAACGCACUUGGAGCGCGGUCCUAUUUGGAUGAGUUGGCUCGGAUCACCGGCCAAAUCAGUAAUCGCUAUCCGCAUAUGAAUCUUCUGGAAAUAGGUGCGGGAGCUGGCGAGUCCACCGAAGCCGUGCUUCGUGAGAUGGAUACGGCAUUUGCUUCUUACACAUACACGGAUUUAACGGACUCUAUGUUCGACGUUGCUCGAGAGAAACUUGACGAGUACCAAGCGCGAAUGGCUUUCAAAGUUCUCGACAUUGAGGGAGACGUGGCUGAGCAAGGAUUCCUUGAGGAGUCUUACGAUGUUGUCAUUGCCUCCUUGAGUCUGUAUGCAACCAGCAAUCUUGAAGCUACGCUUUGCAAUUUGACUGACCCAAAUGUGAUGCGAUUUGGCUUGGUUCUUGGUGGACUCAGCGGCUGGUGGCAAGGGCAUCAAGAAGGGCGCGUCUUGUCACCCUGCAUUUCAGUUGAUGGGUGGAGCGAGCUCAUGACUAAGAGCGGAUUCUCCGGUGUCGAUGCCUGUGUAUCUCGUCACCCAGACUUACCCAUACCUUUCUCAAUAAUGGUGACUCAAGCCGUGAACAGUCGCAUCAAUUUUUUGCGCAAUCCUUUCCUACAAAAUGAGCAUGUUCUCUGGGUUGAACGACUCACCAUCAUCGGCGGAAAAACUGACCAGACCACUGCGAUCAUCACAGACAUUAUCAAUGCAGUUGGUCCAAACUACAACACCAUUUCUGUUUCUCCAUCCCUCGACGACAUUAACCCUGACGAGCUCCCAGUAAUGGGGACUGUUCUCAGCUUGGCUGAGCUGGAUGAGCAUGCUUUUGUUUCCAUGACGCCGGUAAAAUUGAGGUCCCUCCAAGAAUUAUUCACAAAAUGCAAGAAUAUACUCUGGGUGGGAUAUGGGGCCCAAGGAGAUAAUCCAUUUGCGCAAAUGGUCACGGGUGUGCAAAGAACCCUCGUCAUGGAGAUGAACCACCUGCGAAUUCAGUCCCUUAACUUAGAUACUCUUGAUGAUGCCCGGAGUGACUUGAUUGCAACCAGGCUGCUUCAACUUCAGGCUGUCGACAUUUGGAGCCAAGAGGGUCAAAUGAACGACCUAUUGUGGUACACGGAGCCAGAGAUGGCCCUGAGAGAUGGCAAGACACUCAUCCCAAGAUUCCGGCCGAACUUAGAGCAAAAUGAUCGGUAUAACUCCUCGAAGCGGCUCAUCCUCAAGUCAGUCGAUCGAAAACAGUCUGUCGUCAACAUCCAGAAGUCUGAGAGCGGCUACGAAGUUCUGGAGACAAGUCCUCCCAGCUCCUUCUCGUUUAUGGACCAGUAUGAUAUUGAAGUCACGAGUUCUCUACUUCGACCUGUCGAGAUUACUGAAACUGUAAGGCUCUUCCUGGUGACUGGGAAGGACAUUCGGGACGGUAGCCAAGUCAUCGCACUAUCUGAGACAUUAAACUCCCGCAUCCGAGUACCUCGUUCGUGGAUGAUCAUAGUUGGAAAGUCCGCAGAAGAGGCAAUUUGCUCGAUGCUCAGCCUCUAUGUUCAUCUUUUGGCCCAGUCCAUAGUGAAGAGGAUUCCCCCAGGGAAGACGUUGGCCGUUCUGGAUGCGGACUUUGCAAUGGCGGCUGUUUUGACACAAUACGCAAACCAGAGAGGUGUCAACUUAGUUCUGUUUACAACAAACGAGGGCGGACUCUCGUGGCCAUGGGUCCAUAUACAUCGCCAUUCAACUCGUCGGGAUUUGAUCAACAAAGUCACAGACAGUAUCGCUCUCUUGUUCAACGCCGGGGACGAAGAACUUGUCACUGUUGUCCUAAAAGAGGUCCUACCUAAGGCAUGUCUCUUUGAAAAUGAGAAUACCAUCACCGGAGAGACAGCCCGAUUCUCGUCCAUAUCAGCGAUGGAACAAGUGGUCUCGCAAUUAGAAACAACUUGGUCCAGAGCUUACAGCGACCAGAAACCAAUUAACAUGCAAAGAUAUGGGAAGUUUAACUUGAAAGAUCUCAUUGAAGGCCAGCAGGAAUCACUUCCGCAAUGUUUGGUUUCUUGGGACAGCCCCCGUCUCCCUGUCCAGAUUCUCCCGGCUACUAAGGUGGCUACUUUCGCCAAGGACAAGACAUAUUGGCUGGUUGGACUGACCGGGGGGCUUGGUCUCUCUUUAUGCAAGUGGAUGGCUCGUCAAGGCGCCCGAUAUAUUGCUCUAUCCAGCCGCAAUCCAAAGAUAGACGAUGAUUGGGUUCGAGGAAUGGCGCGAAACGGCUGUACUGUGCGGAUUUUCCAGAAUGAUAUCACGGACCGUGAUUCUGUUUACAAUACUCAUCGCCAAAUACUGCAAGCUAUGCCUCCAAUAGGUGGUGUUGCACAGGGAGCAAUGGUUCUUCAAGAUACGAUGUUCCUUGAUCUAGACGUCGAUCGCUUCGACAAGCCGCUCAAGCCGAAGCUUGAUGGCAGUCUCUUGUUAAAUGAACUUUUCUCUGAGAAUUCCUUGGAUUUCAUGAUCUUCUUCUCUUCAAUGGCUGCCAUAACUGGGAACCCCGGACAGGUCGCCUACAACGCCGCGAACAUGUUCAUGGCGGGCCUGGCCGCUCAACGCCGCAAGCGGGGCCUGGUAGGGCAAGCGAUCAAUAUUGGCGCCAUUGUUGGUAAUGGAUAUGUCACGCGAGAGUUGAAUAUGGGUCAGCAAUCUUAUCUUUAUCGAGUCGGCCACUCGUGGAUGGCUGAGCAAGAUUUCCUGGAGGUAUUUGCGGAAGGUGUCCUCUCCUGUCAAGAAGGAGCUGGCGGCCUUGGCCCAUGCAGUGGCCUUCGAAUCGACGAUGACGAUUCUAAGAAUUGGGUGACUAACCCCAUGUUUCAGCAUCUUGUGCUCAAAUCCAACACCCUAAUUGCGGGAGAUAAGAAGAACAAGGCAGGAAUCAUGGUGAGGACUCGUCUUCUUGAGUCGAGCUCACACAGCGAAGUGAUGGAAAUUUUACAAGAAACGUUCCUACAGAAGCUUCAAUCUGCUCUGCAAGCUGAUGCUGAAAAGCUCAAUCUUGAUUCGAGUCCUGACGAACUGGGAGUUGACUCGUUGAUUGCUGUUGACCUCCGAUCGUGGUUUAUCAAGGAACUCGGCGUGGAUAUCCCUGUGUUGAAGAUCUUCAAUGCGGCAUCUAUCCGCGAUCUGCUUGAUUUGGUAGCAAGUCUUCUCCCGGAGUCCUCAAUUCCGAAUGUGGCUCAACAGCGCGAAGCUGAAGCCAAUGUGCCAAUGGAAUCCAUGAUAGAGCAGCGGAAAGCCGAAAGCUUGAGUUCAUUUGCACAACUUCCUGGAACUGUGGCAAGUUUCAGGAGUCCGGAUGAGCUUAAGACCUUCCACCUCGAGUACCUGCAAUCUCCUGACGAGGAAAAUGGUAGUGGUAGCUCUCAUACAUCCUUGAAAGGAGAUGAAUCCGGCUCCGAUCAGAGCGACGAUAAUUCCUCGGCUUCGUCACUCAUCAAUGGGGAGAGCACGAGUCCGAAGCGUCGAAUCGAAAGAGUCACUCCAAUGUCGUUCGGACAAUUACGAUUUUGGUUUUUGAGGCUGUUAGUGCCGAAUCAGACUGCCUUCAACGUGACCCCUACUUUUGAGCUCACGGGAAGACUCCGAGUCGAUGAUUUUGCAAGAGCAGUCAAGGCCGUCGGUCAACGCCAUGAAGCCUUGCGGACAUGUUUCUUUACGGACGACAAUAAUCAACAUAUGCAAGGUAUAUGGUCAGAUUCGUCUGUAAGAUUCGAACACAGCUUUGUUGCCAACGCAAAGGACUUUGAAAAUGCCUCGCAGCGGAUGAAGAACCACAUCUUUGAUGUCGCUGACGGGGAAAUACUUCGUGUCCACGUUCUCUCCUCGACACCGGAUCAUCACUGGGUCAUCUUCGGCUUUCACCAUAUCAAUAUGGACGGAAUGAGCUUCGAAGUACUAUGGUCUGAAAUUGGGACCGCGUACAAAGGACUACCUUUGACGCGAGAGACCAUGCAAUACGCAGACUUUGCAGACAGACAGCGACGAGAGUUCGAAGCGGGGGAUUGGUCAGAGGACCUGGCCUUUUGGAGAGACAGUUUUGUUGAAACUCCAUCUACAACCCCAUUGCUCCCAUUCUCCUUGAAGCUAGCACGGCCCGCUGUUUCAAGCUUUUCCUCUCAUUGGAAACAUUUCCGGCUCGAGCGAGGUCUGUCGGACGACGUUGAGAAAUGCUGUCUAAUGUUUAAAGUGUCUCUUUUCCAUUUCUACCUGGCAACCUGGCAAAUUUUUUUGCUACGUUUGUUUGAUGUUGAUGACAUUUGCGUUGGUCUUGCCGAUGGAGGACGCACGAAUGGUGAUAUAUUGCAAAGUGUCGGCCUUUUCUUGAAUAUGCUUCCACUUCAAUUCCACCGUCAAUCCUCUCAGUCCUUUAGCGAAGCUCUGAGAGAUACCAAAAAGAUCACGCAACAUGCAAUGGCACACUCCCGCGUACCUUUCGACGUGCUUCUUGCGGAGCUCAAUGUCCCCCGAUCGGCAUCCUACAAUCCGCUCUUCCAGAUCUUCUUCAAUUAUCGGAAGGUUGAAGAGUCUCGGGACUUUUGCGGCUGCAAGGCAAAAGGGUCGCUGUUUGCAAGCGGCGAGACUUCGUAUGACAUUCAUCUGGACAUUGUCGAUUUUGGAAACGAAGGAACAGAGCUAUACGUUCUCGUCCAAGACGACCUUUAUGCUCCGGAACAUGCAGAGAUCUUUCUCCACAGCUACUGCAAUCUGCUUCGAUCAUUUGCAAAAAAUCCCGCAACUAGAGUUUCCUGGCCUUCUUUGUUCCCAGACGAUGAUAUUGAGGCAGCAUUAGUCGCAGGACGAGGCCCUGAGUUGCGAGAGCAAUGGCCAAGCACAAUUGUGCAUCGAGUGGAUGAGAUCUCCCAAGCCUACGGCGAUCGUACCGCCUUGAAAGAAGAGAAUGGUGGUGAGGUUACUUACUCGCAACUCGAAGACCGUGUUGGAUCGAUCUCAAAUGAGCUGCUCAGCAAGGGGUUCAGUGCUGGGGCCCGGGUGGGAGUGUUCCAGUCUCCCGGAGCAGACUGGAUAUGCUCUCUUCUGGCUAUCAUGCGUAUUGGAGCGACCUACAUUGGCUUAGACAAGAAGGUUGGCAUGGAACGACUUGCAAUGAUUGCUGCUGAAUCAGGGCUUGGAGCCGUUAUCGUGGACUCUUCCACUGUGUCGGAUUUCCACCUUCUUGGCAGCAAAGCAGAAAUGUUAGAUGUCCGCAUUAUCUCACAAAGUGCGAAGAUCGCGAUACCAAACAUGGCGCUCCCAAACCAAACAGCCAUCGUUAUGUAUACGAGUGGCUCGACAGGCAAGCCAAAAGGGAUCUUGCUCUCACACUCCGGCUAUUUGCACCACGUCCAAGCAUUCAGUCACACGAUGCGGCUUCAAGAAGGCAAAGAAACAGUUCUUCACCAAUCAUCGUACGCGUGGGAUAUGUCCCUUUACCAGAUAUUUGUUUGUCUCUGCAAUGGCGGAACCCUGGUCAUUGCCAAUAUUUCUACUAGGGGCGAUCCCGUCGCCAUUGCCGGUCUCAUUGCAUCGCACAACGUGACUACUACUUUUGCCACGCCAACGGAGUAUCUGGCAUGGAUUCGGCACGGUCGUUCUGCGCUGCAGCAUUCAAAGCUGAUCAUGAGCAUAUCUGGCGGAGAAUUCGUAUCUGAUGCUCUGAUCAAGGAGUUUAACUCGCUUCAGAAAUCCGACUUGAAGCUCAUCAACGUCUAUGGUCCUGCAGAGAUCUCUCUGGCAUGCUCUAUUGGCGAAGUACCAUACACCACAGUGCGCCAAAACCACUCUGACAACGCCUCAUGGCUAUACACUUUGCCAAAUUACUCGGUUUACAUCGUGGAUCAAGACUUGAAACCUGUUCCAAUUGGAGUGACCGGUGAGGUUGUUGUCGGUGGCGCAGGCGUUGCACAGGGUUACCUUGAGGAUGACAAGACCGUUAAACGCUUCAUUUUCGAUCCACAUGCGAGCCCCUUCUUCCAAGCACAAAAAUGGACCAAGGUCUUUCGUACAGGCGACUGGGGGCGGCUCACGCAAGAUGGCAGCCUGGUCUUGCUGGGGCGCAUCGACGGUGACAAUCAGAUUAAGCUUGGAGGCAUUCGUAUCAACAUGGAAGAAAUUGAGACUGCCAUUCUUCGCGCUUCGGGUCAUAAAAUUUCCCAAUCCGUGGUAUCACCUCGUUCCACUAUCCAGCACGGCGAAGUUCAGACCUACCUCGUCGCGUUCGUGGUGUUGGCCGAGACGGAAAAGCCUGAACAUACGAACGAAAUCCUCGCCCAACUCGCAAAGGAUUUGGCAUUACCCCAGUACAUGCGACCGGCAGCCAUAGUACCUGUUUCUUCCCUUCCACAGAACGCGUCCGGAAAGCUAGAUCGACUUGCUAUUAGCAAACUUCCCAUUCCCACAUUGGAAUCUCGACAAAGCAGAGAUCAGAGAUACGCGCCGCUUGAGGAUACUUUGCGCCAGCUUUGGCAAGAAGUGAUUCCACGAGACGUUGUCUCGCGCCACCUCGUGGGCUCCGCAUCGGACUUCUUCCAUGUUGGUGGCAGUUCGCUCUCGUUAGUGACUCUGCAGGCUCUUUUGAGGGAUCGCUUGGGAGUCUCGAUUCCCUUGCAUCAACUCUUUGAAUCGAGCACUCUCCAGGGCAUGGCUCACCGAGUUCAGAAUGUUGCUGCGGCUGAUCGCUGCGUUCAAGUUGAUUGGGAAGAAGAGAUUGAGUCCUUGAUCGCCUCUUCUUCAAGCCACUUGGACAUCGACACUCAGAUCGCCCCUCGUGCGGGCAAAAUCGGUGGUAUUGACUGGAGCAACUGGCUUCAUCGGAAGUCCCAAUUGUCUCCGAUUUUCAAUGGCCCAAAGGUCCGUGUAUACCGGGGCGAUUUGGGGGCUUCUCAACUUGGUCUUUCGGAUUCCGAUGCAGCAUCCAUCUUCCGCCAAGCGGACGUGAUCAUCCACAAUGGAGCCGAUGUGUCCUUCAUGAAGACGUAUCAGUCUCUCAAGUUGACCAACGUGGCCUCGAUCAUGGAGCUUGUGAAGCUCUCCUUGGCCCGGCAUAUUCCUUUCCACUUCAUCUCAUCGGCAAGUGUCACGCGCCUCUCUGGCCAGGAUAGUUUCGGAGAAAAUUCUCUGGCCUCGUAUUAUCCACCUUCCAUUCCUGAUGAUGGGUACGUUGCAGUGAAAUGGGUGGGCGAGGCAUAUGUCGAGCGUUGCAAUCAACAAUUCAAACUCCCGGUUUGGAUCCACCGCCCGUCUAGCGUGAUGGGAAGUGACGCACCCGAACUUGACCUGAUGAGCAACAUGAUGAAAUACUGUCAGCAAACCCAGAAAAUUCCAGACUCGGGAUCAUGGUCUGGGGUUUUCGAUUUCAUUGCUGUACAGUCUGUUGCUUCUCAAAUCAUAGAUGCUGUUCAUCUGUCAGAGGAGAUUCAAGCCAUGAUGGAAUCGGGUACGGGGCAUCGGGUCGAAGUGGUUCCACUGAACGAAUGGAUUGAUCAUGCUGAAGGUGCGGGAAUGAGCCACUUGCUGGCCGUUUACUUGCGCAAGGUCGCACAUGGACAGAUCCAUUUGCCGAAUUUGUUGAAAGGACGGAAUGAUACCAUUCAUGACUGA